Messenger RNA from Sphenostylis stenocarpa, 1275 nucleotides. NCBI's taxonomy places the organism in Eukaryota, Viridiplantae, Streptophyta, Magnoliopsida, Fabales, Fabaceae. The record is from the annotation of a GenBank genome assembly.
AUGAAUUGGUUUUCUCAAAAUCCUCCGCCUGCACAUCUCUUUUUGAUAUCGGCUGAUAAGGACUUUGCUGCAAUGUUACAUCAGUUAAAGAAUGCAAAAUUACAAUAUAUUGCUUGCUACCUCGAGGGAUGCUCCUCGUGCCUCUUCAGUGCAGCAACUAUAACAUGGCAAUGGUCUUCAUUAGUAAAAGGGAAAAAUCUUUCUGGAAAACAUUUUAACCAUCCUCCUGAUGGUUCUUGGUGUGGAGAUUAUAAGGUGAUUCUUAAAAACCCGGUCUCAGAUGUUGAGAAGUCUUCGUCUUCACAAAUAGUGGAUAUAUAUGAACCUUCCGAAGAUAUACACACUGAUCCAAAAGAAGUUGUAAUACAGAUUUGCCAUGUAUUGAGAUCAUAUCCGCUAGGAAUCUCAACGGUAGAUCUUUGUGCAGAGUUGAAGAAACGUAAAGUGUAUUUUGAAUCAGUAAGAUCUUAUAUUAAGAUUGAGAUUGAUGAGAAGGAAUCUACAGCAACCCCAAAUCUAAAUGGUGAGGAUAAAAACAAGGCUAGACAAGAAAAUGUGUCUCGGACCCCAAACGUGUUGCAGAAAUUUUCUGUGUGUAGUGGGAAGGUUAUUGAUGAAGUUUGUCAAAACUCAUAUUCUUUACCAGUCGAUGACUCUAUGCCUGAUAAAAUGCCUAGUAGAAGUGAUAAAACAUAUAGGAAUGGUCCUUCAUUCUUUGGUUGGAUCAGAAGCUGGGUGCAAUUUUGGAAAGUCCAGAUUGUGAAUGAUUUUAAAGAACGCAAGUUAUCAGGACUAGACCAGCCUGAGUUUUUACCUGGCAAUUCCUUUUGGGAUGACAUGGAAACUUUUAUUUUCACGCUCAAAGGAUCAUUUAUUGUUUCCCAGGAGGAUAUGAUGCAUAAAUUGCAAAAGUAUGGACCCCAGUUUUUAGAACUCUCGUCUCCUUGGAGAAGAUAUUGUUCAAUUGGUGGAACUGUUAAUAUCAGAGAAAAGGUAUUUCCAUUUGGUUUCGUACCUUUGAAGACCUUACCUGAUGGGCACAUUGAUCUAACGGCCUUCUGUGAGGAUCAACAUUUGGAAGACAGUCUGAUCCAAGAUAUACAACGUAUUUUAGAGAGAGAACAGAAGAAUGAGGAGGCUCAAUUUCACGUGAAAGAGGUUCAGUAUAUCCGUGCAAAGGUGAAGAUCAUAAAGUGUUUAGUCGAAAACUUUGUAGUUGACAUAUCUUUCAACCAGAUUAGUGGUUUGGGUACACUUGUUUUAUUGAGGAGGUGA